Portunus trituberculatus (swimming crab) is the source of this 1376-nucleotide messenger RNA. Its product is annotated as alpha-crystallin B chain-like. Lineage: Eukaryota; Metazoa; Arthropoda; Malacostraca; Decapoda; Portunidae. The transcript has 4 exons. Gene Ontology annotation, biological process: protein refolding; response to heat. Bases 122 to 775 code for a protein of 217 amino acids. The record is from RefSeq and is a predicted model, not a curated record. Gene Ontology annotation, molecular function: protein folding chaperone.
CUCCCCACUCCGCUCUAGCGCUCCCCACGUCAGUCUGCCAGGAGCAUCCGAGCUGGGUGGAGAAGCAGCACGUUACACUUGUGACUAUCUUAGCGUUCUACCUCCACUACACGAAAGCACAAUGGAAGGCUUCAAGCACAUCCCUGUCAAGCUCGGGGACUUCAGUGUUAUCGACCAGGAAUUCAACUCCAUCCGUGAGAGGUUUGAUUCAGAAAUGAAGAAGAUGGAAGAUGAAAUGUCUCGCUUCCGAAAUGAACUGAUGAACCGAGAGUCUACUCUCUUCCAGCGCUCCAUGCUUACUUCCAGGGCGGAGGUGUUUAGCAACAGCACUCACCGUCGCGAGACUCGGGUGACAGGAAAAGACGGUAACACAGUGGUUUCAAGUGAGACUGAGUCUGUCUCCUCCAGCCAACAGGACCAGGCUUCAUCUAACCAAGGUUCAGGAUCAUGGCUGGAGGGUAUGAACUCUCCUCUUAUCCAGCAAGAUGGUGAUUGCAAGCAGCUUAAACUGCGAUUUGAUGUGAGCCAGUACAAGCCCGAAGAAAUUGUUGUCAAAACUGUUGACAACAAACUUUUGGUUCAUGCCAAACACGAGGAGAAAAGUGACAGCAGAUCUGUUUACCGUGAAUACAAUAGAGAAUUUUUGCUUCCCAAAGGCACCAAUCCUGAACUCAUCAAGUCCUCCCUCUCUAAAGAUGGAGUGUUGACUGUGGAAUCUCCUCUGCCAGCCAUUGCUGGAAAUGAUGAGAAAGUCAUUCCCAUUGCUCAGAACUAAGUUAUUUAUUUUUUAAGUAUUGCAUUACCAAAAUCUUCACCAUCAUAAAUUCACAGAUUUUUUUUUUACUGCCAGCAUUAUAUAUCAUAGCCUUGGUUUUUAACUUGAGAUCUAAAAUGUUUUCAAGAUGCCUUAAGUAUAUUGGAACAAUGCUUAUCAUAUUUUUUAUACUCUCAAUGCUAUAGUUGUACUGGCAACUUUAUAGACAAUAAUGUAGCCACAUUUAUAAUAGUUGGUGAUGUUAGGUAACAUUUUAUGCUCGUUUGCUUUACUGUCUUGCCAAUGCAUAUUGUAUUUUACAUUGGACAGUAAGUGUAAGUUUUAAGAGAAUACAGAAUUUGUCAUUAAAGUUAUCAGAAAAUAUAGUAUUGGACAAGCACAAAAUGUCACUAAAAAAUUCUUAUUCUUUUGACUAGGAUCCUGAAAAGUUUCCUCUACAAACAUUUUUCAAAUUAAAUAUAUCAGAUAAACAUGUUUCCUAGCACUGUUGUAGUCUAACUCUAUUGUGUCUGGUGCAACACCUUGCACACAGCUCAUAUGAGAAAUAAAUUUAUCAACAUCUACAAGUUUGUUACAGGAAUACAUCAUAAAUCAACCCAAA